Funneliformis mosseae is the source of this 1043-nucleotide messenger RNA. The record is from the annotation of a GenBank genome assembly. Lineage: Eukaryota; Fungi; Glomeromycota; Glomeromycetes; Glomerales; Glomeraceae.
CAAUGGAUAUAUUAUUUGAUUUUUACAUACUUCAAAGUAACAGUUAUGAACUUCUUCUUGCAGUUAACAUUUACAAAGAUAAUAAAAAUAUAAAAAGAUAUGUCGAAUUUGAUAUUACAAAGAUUUUCUUAAAGAAACUCAAAGUUAGACAUCUUAGAGACUAUAUCUAUAAAGAACAAAGUAUUUCUACCAAAGAAGACAUUAUUCAAAAACUUCAUGAAGAAGAAAUGCAAUUUAAUAAACCAUUUAGUACAUAUUUUCAAGUUGAAUUGGAUAAAUUAUAUGAUGAAGAUUAUGAAUCUUUGCAACAAAGGAAUAGUCUUAUCAAUGUGAAACUAAGUGAUGUCAUGUUAACUGUCAAACAUAUUAUUAGGGAUGAUUAUAAUUUAGCAACGUACUCAAGAUGGUUGACAAAAGUUAUUGCAAAAGCCAUAUUAGGAUAUAAGAAAAUCAAAUUGGAAGAACUCCUUAAUAGUGCAAAUUUUUCCUAUGGCUUUUCAAAGGAGGCUGAAAUUAUCCUUCCUAAAGACAUCAAAUUGUGUAAAUUACAAUAUUGGUAUCUAGUUACUAAGACUAACAAAAACAAAAAUAUGAAUGAAAUAGGAGAGAGUUUACAUUGCUAUACCAAGCUUGAUUUUCUGAAAAAUGAAGAUAUUAAGAAUGAGAAAUAUAUGGAUUUUCAAAUAAAAUACACCAAUAUUGAGAUACUUGAAGCAAUGAUUAUUGAUCAAGAUUCAUUCAAUGAUAAAUAUGAAAAGAUCUCUGAAAGUAUAAAGGAUGUUCCUAUAGACAAUUGGGCUCUCUUAUUCCUUACAAACGCAGAAUCAAAUGAAAACCUGAUUAUAAAGUCACAAUUUGCAUCUGCAAAUGAAAAAAUAUUUAUUAAUUCAGCUCCUUCUAAAAUCCUUAGCUUCACUGAUAAUCAGCGUCAUGACAUAAAUUUGAAAUGUUCCUUCAGCAAUUUGGAUGAUAUGAAGACUAAACUUGAUAUUAGUGAAAAUACAUUUAAAAAGUUGAAGCAUGAUAAUAGAAUUAUUUUCUAG